This is a messenger RNA of Stereum hirsutum FP-91666 SS1, 1800 nucleotides long. RefSeq names its product carboxypeptidase S. Gene Ontology annotation, molecular function: metallocarboxypeptidase activity. Gene Ontology annotation, cellular component: fungal-type vacuole lumen. The coding region runs from base 1 to 1800 and encodes 599 amino acids. The transcript is spliced from 14 exons. Lineage: Eukaryota; Fungi; Basidiomycota; Agaricomycetes; Russulales; Stereaceae. The record is from RefSeq and is a predicted model, not a curated record.
AUGGUGCCAAUGUUGAAACCAACGUCUGUCGACUCAAAGGACGAACUCUUGCCGUCCAUCACGUCCAUCACACUCUCCACAGGAUCUGCUGAAGAGACACGGUCGACGAAGUGGAAGUACCUCGCCUGUACCGUUCUAGGUUCCUUGGCCUUGCUGCACAUCCUUCGUGGCCUCAAUUUAUUGCCUCUGGACCCUCUGUUUUCGCGUUUCGACGCGGCACCAGCACUCUGCCCUCAGGAAGAAGCUUUAUACCCCGUGAAGGAGAAGGCUGUGUUCCAGAGUUUAACAGAGAUUUAUGGGACGCAGGAGUUCAAGACGAGGGCUAUUGAUUGGUUGGGGGGCGCUGUUCGUGUCGAGACCGAAUCUUACGAUGUGAUGGGUGACGUUGGCGAAGAUCCUCGCUGGGACAAGUUCGCCAAGUUCCACGACUACCUGCUCGAGGCAUUCCCAUUGACUCACGCAACUCUGAAACUCACGAAAGUCCAUACCUAUGGCCUUGUAUUUAAUUGGCAAGGUUCAGAUGCUUCGUUGAAGCCAGCGCUUUACACUGGACAUCAAGACGUCGUUCCUGUCGAUCCUGAUACCGUCGAUAAAUGGGCACAUCCACCAUACUCUGGUUAUUAUGACGGCGAACGGGUAUGGGGUAGAGGCUCCCUGGACGAUAAGUGUGGUGUUAUUGGUCUCUUGUCUUCUGUCGAGUCUCUCCUGGAACACUCGUUCAAGCCCACGAGAACCGUUAUUCUCGCGUUCGGCUUCGACGAAGAAUCAGCACCUAUUCGUAGUGCUAGCUAUAUCAGAGACUAUCUCCUCUCCACCUACGGCAAGUAUGGGAUCUCUAUCCUCGUCGAUGAAGGUGGGGGUUUCGGAGAGCAAUUUGGCUCUGUAAUAGCUACCGUUGGAGUGGGAGAGAAGGGUAUAAUCAAUCCUCGGAUCCAAGUCUCUUCUCCGGGUGGCCAUUCUAGCGUCCCCCCGUCACACACAAGCAUCGGAAUGCUGGCGUCCCUUCUCGUGGCUUUUGAAUCCAACCCCUUCCCAGUCCACCUCGCCCGCGGCACCCCGGUCUACUCGAACAUCCAAUGCAUCGCCUCGCACGCACAUUCUAUGGAUCCAAAGCUUCGCAAGCUCAUCCUUUCGUCGGCCACAUCAGACAAGGCCCUGCAGCAGGCGAGCGAGUUGUUGACAGAAGAUGUAGUCAUGAAGAGCCUGAUUGGGACGACGCAGGCCAUUGAUAUUAUAAGUGGAGGUGUGAAGACAAAUGCGCUUCCGGAGCAGGCUUACGCGAUUGUGAAUCAUAGGAUAGCCACUGACAGCUCCGUCGCGGCGCUCCAGAAACGAGACAUAGACCUCCUCAAACCACUCGCCGAAGAGUUCAACCUCUCAUUCACCGCAUUCGGUACUCUUAUUUCUGAGACCGAUGUCCCCGCAUAUGGUACACUCACGCUUACUGGUGCUGGAUUGGACCCUGCGCCGGUUUCGCCCUCCGACGAGGAACCAUACAGGGUGUUGAGUGGGUCGAUUAGGGCGGCUUAUGAUGUACAUAGAGGUAUAGGGACAGAUGGUCUAGAGGACGACGGUUUUAUCAUCAGUCCAGGGAUUGAGGGUGGUAAUAGUGAUACGAUGUGGUACUGGGAUUUGACCAAACAUAUCUUCCGGUACUCCCAUUGGAAUUCAAGGAAUACGUCAAUUGUGGACCUUGGUAUUCAUACGGUCAACGAAGCCAUACCCGCGGAGGACUUCGUCGAGAUCAUCACGUUCUACACGACGUUGAUAUUGAACGUCAACGAAGCAACCGGGAUGUAA